CUCGAUGUUGUGGCCGCUGAUGUACAAGGAUAUCGAAAGGAGCUUCAUGCGCAGGGACAUCGAAAGGAGCAUCUUCUUCAUCGACAAAGUCGUCAAAAUCCACAAAGGAGUUCCGUAAAGUUUAUUCUUUUAGCCAUUUUCAAGGUUCUGGAGAAUCAUCUGGUGAAUCUUCCGGCGAGAGUUCAGGGAAUGAGGAAACUUCCGGUGAUACAUCACCAGUCGUUCCUGUUGACGAACUCACUCUUCAACAGUUGGAGACACUCAACACGUAUGCUCAACAAGUUCAAGCUGAAUCACAGAAGCUCAUUCACCAAGCUAACUUCGUCAUCGAGGAUAGUUUAUCGACCCCCUUUAAACUAAAUAUUUUAAAUCUUCCAGAUGACCGCUCUCUGCUAACGCACAGAACUUUGGAAUCCUCUCGAACAUCAUGCUUGCCAACUCUCAGAUGGUUCUCGACAGUGCUCGUCUUUCACUCAAUGAGACUGAAACCGAAACCGGAACAUCUGCUCUCUGCCAUGGAGAUUCUGAAUGUGGAAGUGGGAAAUGCAUAGGAGCUCUUGUCGGAACUUGCAACUGCAACUCUUGUGUCGAUGGAUGGCCAUGCCAAGAGGACAGUGCUUGCGGAGGAUUCAACAGAUGUCUACACCAAGAACAAUCUCACUCUGACCGAAGCCCUCACUUCAUUCUGCAAUGGAGCCGAAGACAAUGUCGAGAAGUGCCACGGAUUGCCAUGCAACUAUGGAUUAUGUGCUUGUUAAUUGACCCCAUCUUAUCAGCUUUUUUAUUAUAUAUUGCACACAUUUUUACGGAAUGAAUAAAAAUUUCAUGAUCCU
Molecule: messenger RNA, 833 nt
Organism: Caenorhabditis elegans
Lineage: Eukaryota; Metazoa; Nematoda; Chromadorea; Rhabditida; Rhabditidae
Gene: Y54G2A.36
Product: EB domain-containing protein
Exons: 3
Coding region: 428-814 (128 amino acids)
Source: RefSeq, marked reviewed